Messenger RNA from Gekko japonicus, 1916 nucleotides. RefSeq names its product cytochrome P450 2J2. The record is from RefSeq and is a predicted model, not a curated record. The transcript has 9 exons. Bases 16 to 1506 code for a protein of 496 amino acids. Gene Ontology annotation, molecular function: oxidoreductase activity, acting on paired donors, with incorporation or reduction of molecular oxygen, reduced flavin or flavoprotein as one donor, and incorporation of one atom of oxygen; iron ion binding; heme binding. Gene Ontology annotation, biological process: xenobiotic metabolic process. Lineage: Eukaryota; Metazoa; Chordata; Lepidosauria; Squamata; Gekkonidae. Gene Ontology annotation, cellular component: cytoplasm; intracellular membrane-bounded organelle.
UGACAGGUGUCCGACAUGCUGUUUCAGAGGCUCUCGGCAGUCUGGGAGGCCGUUCCUCUGCCGGCAUUGCUGUCCUUCCUGUUGCUGCUUCUGAUCAUUGUUGACUACAGGAAAAGGAGACGGCCAAAGGGUUUUCCUCCUGGGCCUCGGUCUCUUCCUUUCCUGGGCCACAUGCUCUACAUGAAUUCCAAGGAGCCUCACAUCGCUAUGCAAAAGCUUGCGGAAAAAUAUGGCAAAAUCUUCGGCAUGCAGUUUGGAGACAUGUGGUUUGUGGUUGUCAACGGUCUGCCUCUGGUGAAGGAAGCUCUCGUUCAUCAAGGGGAAAACUUUGCGGAUCGUCCAGUGUUUCCGAUGAACACUGAGAUUUUCGGGACAUUCGGACUGAUCAAUUCCAACGGGUACAGCUGGAAACAACAGAGACGGUUCGCUUUAUCGACUCUGAGAAAUUUCGGCCUGGGGAAGAGAAGUUUGGAGGAACGAAUACAAGCAGAGACGAGAUACCUCACGGAGGCCAUUGAAGAGGAAAAGGGCCAACCGUUUGACCCUCAUUUUCAGAUAAAUAACGCUGUUUCGAAUAUCAUCUGCUCCAUCACUUUUGGGGAUCGCUACGAUUACCAUGACAGCCGGUUCCAGAAGCUGUUGCGUUUGUUCGAUGAGGCCAUCUACCUUAUGGGAAGCAUCUGGAGUCAGCUGUACAGUACCUUCCCAGCCGUAAUGAAGUACGUGCCUGGACCUCAUCAGACAGUUUUUAAAAACUGGGGACAAAUUAAAUCCUUUGUCAAAGAAAAAAUCGAAGAGCACAAAGCCGGCUGGAGCCCGUCCGAAACAAGGGACUUCAUUGACGCUUAUCUGAAUGAAAUGGCCAAGGAGGAGACCCCUGUCAGUUUCCAUGAAGAAAAUCUGCUCCAGUCAACAGUGGAUCUGUUUUUCGCCGGGACAGAAACAACGUCCACAACUUUACGCUGGGGUUUGCUUUACAUGGCCAUUUAUCCAGAAGUUCAAGCAAAAGUGCAAGGUGAAAUCGACUCUGUGAUCGGCCAGACCCGCCAGCCCGCUAUGGACGACCGGGAACACAUGCCCUAUACCAAUGCGGUUGUUCACGAAAUUCAGAGAAAAGGCAACAUUAUUCCUUUGAAUGCACCACGGAUGACGACUCGUGACACCACACUGGCUGGAUUUCAUUUGCCAAAAGGAACUAUUUUCAUCCCCUCCUUGACAUCGGUGCUGUUCGAUAAGGAGGAGUGGGAAACUCCCGAUGCCUUUAAUCCUGGACAUUUCUUGGAAAAUGGUCAGUUCAAGAAGAGAGAAGCCUUCCUGCCCUUCUCUGCAGGAAAGCGCGUCUGUCUUGGAGAGCAGCUGGCCAGGACGGAGCUCUUCCUUUUCUUCACGGCCCUCCUCCAGAAGUUCACUUUCCGGGCUCCGAAGGGCGUGACCUUAAGCCUCGACUUCAAAGCGGGAAUGACUCUGUCCCCCCACCCUUACCGCAUCUGCGCACUCCCUCGUUGACAGAAGCAAUUUCUGGUACGGCUCUCCAUAGAAUUGAUUUUUACUGACAGUGUUCCCUGAAAUUAAGGUGGGUCGCCGUGCUGACCUGAAACGACAGGAAAAAACAACAACCACCAUGAGUCCAGCGGGCACCUUUAAGACCGAAAAAGUCUAAUUCUGGGUAUAAGUGUUUUUGUGCACGCGUACUUCUUCUGACACAUCGAAGCAGACUUCUUCAAGCAUUACACAUAGCUAGCAGGCCCAUAGCUUCAGUGGGGCAUCUCGGGGUCGGCCCCCCCGACUUACAGCCCGGGCCUCACGAUUUCCCAUCCAGCCGGUUUGUUUUAUUUCAUUUUUCACAUGCACCACAGCUGCGCUGCCCUGAGCCAUCGCCCUGCCCUACUUGCCCAAGGCGCCCUUGCCUCUCUCUC